UAUACCCUAAAUUUCCAUCUCUUUUCUCUUAACUACAUCUUUCCUUUUCUUUUUCCCUUUUGAUAAGCCAUAUAGUGAAAGGCACUAAAGUUUAGAGAAAUAAUGGGAAAUAAUGGAUCGAAGAAGAACCAAAACCAAGCUUUGCCCAUUAAUACCACCUUCAACUUUCCUUCUCCACUUCCACCUUUUCCACAAGGCAAAAGUGCCUUCGCCGGAGGCGUCAUCGACCUCGGCGGCGGACUGAAAAUUCGCCUGAUUUCAUCCUUCAACAAAAUCUGGACCACCCACGACGGCGGUCCAAGCAACCUCGGAGCCACAUUCUUCGAGCCCUCUCCUCUUCCCCAAGGCUUCUUCUCUCUUGGCCAUUAUUGUCAACCCAACAACAAGCCCUUCUUUGCCCGAAUUCUCGUUGGAAGAGACGACUCUCUUGCUGGUGACGCCCUCAAGAAGCCCGUCGACUUCACCCUCGUAUGGACCAGCGAAAAAUCCAACAUCAAACGCGACACCGACGGCUACAUCUGGUCCCCGACACCGCCAGACGGUUACAGAGCUGUCGGCCACGUUGUCACCACUUCGUCGGUAAAGCCCUCCGUCGACAGAGUUCGAUGCGUCCGUGCAGAUUUAACAGAGCAAUCCGAGAAGGAGACAUGGAUUUGGGGACUCAAAGAUUCAAUCGACGAAAAUGGGUUUAAUAUAUUCAGUUUCAGACCCACAAGAAGAGAUAUCACGGCAGCGGGAGUUUCCGUCGGAACAUUCGUCGCCUUGCCGGCUACAAAUUCCCCUCUGCCAUUGCUCUGUUUAAGAAACUCCGCUUCAAUUUCUGCAGCAAUGCCAGAUGUUUCUCAGAUCUCCACUCUUUUUCGAGCUUACGCGCCGUUGAUUUACUUUCAUCCCAAGGAGAAGUUUCUGCCGUCGUCGGUGAACUGGUAUUUCUCCAACGGUGCUCUGCUUUACAACAAAUCCGUUGAGUCAAAACCCGUUCCGAUCGACCCAAAUGGAACAAACCUCCCACAGGGCGGCCAAAACGAUGGAGGGUUCUGGCUGGAUCUUCCCAUCGAUGGCGGAGCAAAAGAGAAGGUGAAACAUGGCGAUUUACAGAGCUGCCAAGUUUAUCUCCAGAUUAAGCCAAUGAUCGGAGGGACUUUCACGGACAUAACAAUAUGGAUAUUUUUUCCAUUCAACGGGCCAGCAACGGCGAAGGUUGGAAUAAUCGACAUUCCGUUCAGGAAGAUAGGUGAACACGUCGGCGAUUGGGAGCAUAUAACACUACGUAUUAGUAAUUUCACGGGAGAGCUGUGGAAGGUUUACUUUGCUCAGCACAGUAAAGGAGAGUGGAUUGACGCAUCGUCGCUUGAGUUUGAAAAGGGGAACAAAGUGGUGGCUUACUCGUCGUUGAACGGUCAUGCGUCCUACUCAAAGCCUGGAUUGGUAAUGCAAGGUGGGGGAGAGAUUGGGCUAAAGAAUGAGACGGCGAAAAGCGGGUUGGUACUCGACACCGGAGCGAGCUCUGUAGAGAUAGCGACAGAAUAUUUGAGGGAGGAGGCAGUGACGGAGCCGGCGUGGUUGAACUAUUUCCGGCAAUGGGGGCCAAAAAUAGAGUACCAAAUUGCAGAGGAAAUGGAGAAGGUAGAGAAAUUGCUACCGGGGAGAUUGAAAGAAGCAUUUAAGCAAUUUAUGAACCGAUUGCCGGAUGAAAUUCUUGGACAAGAAGGACCUACAGGACCUAAAUUGAAGGAUAGUUGGAACGGAGAUGAACGCAGUUAAAAGAGAAAACACCUAAAUUUCUAUUCAUCCAUGCCUUUCAAUGUCUUUUCUUUUCAAUGUGAAUUUGAAUUGUAAAUCUUCUUGGAUGUUCUUUUUCUAAUUCAAAAUCACAGUGUAAGUGUAUCAUCUCUUGUUUUGGUUAUGGAAUAGAUGAAAUAAAAAUACGUAAAUGAAAGUUCGCCAUUAUCGUUAAGAAGAA
This is a messenger RNA of Cucumis sativus (cucumber), 1963 nucleotides long. RefSeq lists its product as hypothetical. NCBI's taxonomy places the organism in Eukaryota, Viridiplantae, Streptophyta, Magnoliopsida, Cucurbitales, Cucurbitaceae. The record is from RefSeq and is a predicted model, not a curated record. The transcript is spliced from 3 exons. The coding region runs from base 103 to 1764 and encodes 553 amino acids.